This is a messenger RNA of Lutzomyia longipalpis, 758 nucleotides long. Its product is annotated as tRNA-specific adenosine deaminase 2. The coding region runs from base 128 to 742 and encodes 204 amino acids. The record is from RefSeq and is a predicted model, not a curated record. Gene Ontology annotation, molecular function: tRNA-specific adenosine-34 deaminase activity. Gene Ontology annotation, biological process: tRNA wobble adenosine to inosine editing. The transcript is spliced from 2 exons. Gene Ontology annotation, cellular component: nucleus; cytoplasm. Lineage: Eukaryota; Metazoa; Arthropoda; Insecta; Diptera; Psychodidae.
ACAAAAGCCUCGCAGAGGCAAUAAAUCUCCUGGAACCUCGAAUUAUCAUCUCAAUUGGACGCUACGUUGAGGAUCGCGUAAAGGAGCUUUUCAAGCAGAACGCAAUAGACAGUUCAAUUGCCCACAAAUGCUUACCACAUCCGAGUCCCAGGAGUCUCAACAACACCAAUUGGGACGAGAAGGCACGAAAUUGGCUCAUCGAGAACGACAUCGAUCGCUUUCUCCGGAAGCGUCAGUAACACACUUUAUGGUGGAUGCUCUGGCGGAAGCAAAGGAGGCGCUAAAGAGAGGAGAAGUCCCCGUUGGAUGUCUCUUCAUUCGCAAUGGGACAAUUAUUGCUUCCGGUGGGAAUGAAGUGAAUGACACAAAAAAUGCAACAAGACACGCUGAAAUGAUCUGCAUCGAUAAAAUACUCCAAACGGCCAAAGAUGAAGACGAGGACUUCCGAAGUGUCUUCCCGGAAAUAUCAGUUGUCGUAACAGUGGAGCCCUGCAUCAUGUGCCUUUCAGCCCUGAAUCAGCUCAAAGUGCGUGAAAUCAUCUUUGGCUGCGUUAACGAUCGUUUUGGUGGCUCAACUGUUUUGGAUGUGACACAACUGCUUCCACCUGAAGAGAGAACCCCCUGCAAGGGUGGCGUACGUGCUGAUGAGGCCAUGGAGUUGCUGAAAACCUUCUACAGUGGUGAAAAUCCCUCAGCUCCUGUCCCAAAGACACGGAAAACGAAUAAAUUGUCGUCAAAAUGAAACAUCCCUUUUAUUU